ACCGUUUUAAAACUAGUUUCUCUAAAUAUAAAUUCUCUGGGGUGUUUUGUCGUACGCUUCCCUUUGUUGAAAGGACUUAUUUAUUUUCCUUGCUUCAGUCAAAGUCAAAUAACAGCGGUCAGCUUGUCGAAUGUCAUCGUUAGCUUUAAGUUGCAACGCAUAGGAGAAAAUAUUUAAUAUGUUAACAAUGAAAAAUACUGAACGAGAUAGGAAGAAGAUCAAAAGUUAUGGUGUGGGCACGUUUGCUUACUCGAAAGCUUCGUGAGCACGCAGAGAGAUGAAUGCUCGCUUCUCUUUAUGAUACAGAGUAUAGAGAAAGGCGAUCGUCUUCUCCACCACUUGUGACGUCAAAUUUAAAGUUAUAUGGCGACAACUAAAACCACUUUGUGUUCCCGCCUAUCAUCACAUGUACAUGUUACACCGUUGCCAUUCUCAUCUUUUCUCACGUGCGCGGUUUCCAAUUUAGGUGGAUGAUCCUGUAUAAUCCUGAUCAUAAUUUUUCCCACUGACGUCACUCUACGAACUAUAUUAGACAAACCUAAUCGUUUAAAGCUCUCAUAGGAUUUCCAUAUAGGAUGCAGAGAGUUAUACAUUUCGAUAAAUGUCUAAAAUGUCUAAAAAGUGUUCUGUUAAAUGACGACAAUGAACGAUAAAAUCAUCGUUUCGUUUAAACCUUUGACACGUGUCUAGUACAAACAAGAAAUUAAGGAUUCUCAAAACGACAUGAUAAAUCUUGGCUACGUUGUUUCUCCUAUUAUGAAGGAACGUGCUGUGAUUGAUAAGCAUCUUCCUCGUGACAAAUACGGAUUGAUGUGCACCUGUCAGGUGGCAAAAUUGCGACAUCAUUUUUAUUGUUUCGCAUGAGAUUCACGUACAAUAAGAAAAAGAUACAAGCUAGUCGUGCCACAUAAUCAUUUCGAAAUAUGUUGUCUUCCAUGCAAGGGAAAAUCGUCAAUUCGGUCGAUGUGCAAAGGAAACAAAGUCAGAAGCAACGAGCAUGACGGACAUAGAAGUCGAUUUAGAAAAAGUAGAAGAAAAGAAAGUCAAACCCGCCAAUAGUAGAAUUUAUUUACAAUUAAUAUCAAGCAUUGUAGUCAACCUAACACUACUGGCUUCUGGAAUAUGUUUCUCUUGGUCGGCAAUUGCUGUAGAACAAUAUGAAGAUCUAAAAAAUGUCGACAAUGCAGGCUGGGUAGUUGUUGCGUUGAAUAUUGGUGCCGUCUUCGGACCUAUUCUAUCUGCAUUACUGCUAAAUCGCAUCGGCAGGAAAUGGCUCAUCUAUGCAACGAGCGUCCCAUUUAUCGCUUGCUGGAUACUCACGUAUUUUGAAAAAUCCUGGGCGUAUCUUUUCGUGGCAAGAUUCUGCGCUGGUAUAUCGAUCGGUAUCUUAUACGCCGCAGUCCCACUGUAUAUCGGAGAACUGGUAGAGACAAAAAUCAGAGGAGUGUGCAGCUCGAUGAUGCCUGUGAUGCUUUAUUUGGGAUAUAUUUUCGUAUACGGCAUUGGUCCGCGAGUGGAUAAAAGGAUGUUCGCAUUGAUGAGUAUAAUACCAACAGCCGUAUUUCUAUUAACUGCUAUAUGGUUACCGGAAUCACCUUAUUAUUACUUAAUGAAAAAAAAGGAAAAAUGUGCCGAACUAACCUUGUCAUGGCUAAGACGUAAGAAUGACAAUAAUGACGAGAUAGAGGAGAUGAAGAAAUCGGUUGAAGCGGAAAGACAGGGUGGUAGCUACAAGGAGUUAUUCAUGGUAGCGAGACACAGAAAAGCGCUUUUUCUCGUGUUAUUGUUACUUGCGGGUCAACAAUUUUCCGGAUAUAUGGGCGUUCUAUCCUAUGCCAGCACUUUGAUUAAAAGUUUCCAUACAAAUUUCGAUGAUAAUUCCAUUCUUCUGAUAAUAAGUGCGAUAUCUAUGAUUACAUCCUUAGUAUCUUCGUGUGUAGUCGACAAACUCGGUAGGAAACCCGUUUUUCUAAUAUCGUCGUACGGUAGUUCGCUAUGUCUUAUCGUCAUUGGAGUGUAUUUCUUGCUUGAGAAAUUAGAUAUGGACGUUCGUAACCUCUCUUUGGUACCAUUGGCCGGGCUCGUAGUUUAUAUUAUUAGCGUGGCAUUUGGUCUAAGCUCGAUUCCAGCGAUCAUCACCUCGGAGAUUUUUUCAAUAGACAUGAAAAAUUGGGCAACCAUGGUCAUUAAUAUGUACGGAUCCAUACUCGGUAUAAUCGUAGGCAAAUGUUACCAACUCGUAUCAGAUCAUGUUGGAAAUCACAUAAUAUUUCUCGUCUUUGCUGGUAUCGAACUUGUAAUUGCUAUCGCUGCGUCCGUCGUCAUGCCGGAAACGUCACAAAAGACUUUCGGACAGAUUCAGGAAAUUUUAAAUAAAAACACAGCUAAACAUUCGAAUAAGAAGGAAGGCGAAGAAAAGGAAACGAACUAAAAAAACCUAUGCAUUUUAUUUAUUUAAGCUUCUUCUGUGAUUUUCAUUGCAUCAUUGGAACCCUAUUUCAAACUGUUCAAUUACCACGGGAAAGUGUGAGCGUCUCAUAGACGUUCAUGCAUGCGAAUUCUUCAAAUCGCUAGAAAUAUUAAUACGAAAUAAAUGUGUAGAAUAUUAAGAAAAAAGGAUAAAAAACAUUUUAUUAUAUGCCAAUACUAAAUUUCAAACACCGAAAUGAGUAAGAUAGUGACGCAUUCGUUUACGUUCUCUUGCCGUCUGGCUCACGAUCUUUGCAUUUGUACCUAUAACGUAAGAAUUUUAUUUCGUGAUUAUAUCAGUUGAUAAAGAAAUAAAAGGGAAAAUAUGAAAAUCAAAUAUGAAAAUCACAUAUGAAAAUAAAAUAUAAGAAUAUACGUAUGUAUAUAUAAUAUAUAUUUACUUUCCUGCAAUUCCGCAGAAAAUUGUUUUGGGUUCUGCGUAGCUGCCCCAUUUAAAUUUAUCGUAUCAUUAUUGCCAUCACGGUCGCUUUCCACCUUAAGGAAGAAGAUAUUACCAAUACUGUGUCUAUUUUUAACAUUAAUGCGUUAUACAUGUGAAAUAAUAAACUGUCAUUUCUAUAAUAAAAGUAAUACAAGCAAA
Messenger RNA from Bombus pyrosoma, 3070 nucleotides. RefSeq names its product facilitated trehalose transporter Tret1-like. Lineage: Eukaryota; Metazoa; Arthropoda; Insecta; Hymenoptera; Apidae. Gene Ontology annotation, molecular function: transmembrane transporter activity. Gene Ontology annotation, cellular component: membrane. The transcript has 4 exons. Gene Ontology annotation, biological process: transmembrane transport. The record is from RefSeq and is a predicted model, not a curated record. The coding region runs from base 998 to 2431 and encodes 477 amino acids.